GCAAUAGUUCUAUACCCUAUAAACAAUACAUAUGUGCGAUCUCCUACGGAAGUGCAUAAUUGUCUGAGAUGGCGGCGGGCAGCAAUCAGAGAACUGGUUGGUCGCAUCGCAUGAAGAGCUUUCAGUCCAAGCAGGCGGACAUAAAUCGUUUGAUAAUGAAAUAUCUGGUGGCAGAGGGCUAUUUGGAUGUGGCGCAGGGAUUCGAGGCGGUGGCCAGGCUGGAAUCGGGCGCGCAGGCGGAUCCCGUCGAGUAUCAGGAGCGCAUACGGCAGGCGGUGCGAACGGCCCAGGUGCAGUACGCCAUUGACAUGGCCAAGAGGCUGUACCCCAAGUUGUUCGAGAGCGAGAACUACAUGUACUUCCACAUGCAGCAGCUGCGCCUCAUCGAGCUGAUUCGGGAACGGAAUCUGGAGCGCAGCUCCGGCAGCGGCGUCUCCCUUGAAACGGAACGAUCCGCGGAGAGCUCGCUUGGAAACGAUCUCCUGCAGCACAGCUGCAGGCAGCGGGUGAGCCACGAGCUGGAAUCGACCCUGCUCAAGUACGAGCAGACGGCGAGCAUGGAACCCAAAAUGAUGUUCCUCGUCAAGCUGAUACUCUGGGCACAGAGCACGCUCGACAAAGAUGGCUGUGCCGGCCGCUGUCAGCUGGAUCUCGAUGCCGCCGACUUUGAAGUGGAGCUGAAGCGCGCUUUGCAAAACGAUUAGAAUGCCGCUCAGCAUGCUCAAAGGGCGAAUCCGGUGUCUACUGCUACUAUACAGAUCUAUAAAUCUAUAUUUAUAUAUGUGUAUAAAUACAAUUUUUUUUUUUUUAGA
This is a messenger RNA of Drosophila novamexicana, 812 nucleotides long. Its product is annotated as glucose-induced degradation protein 8 homolog. Bases 69 to 704 code for a protein of 211 amino acids. Gene Ontology annotation, molecular function: protein binding. Lineage: Eukaryota; Metazoa; Arthropoda; Insecta; Diptera; Drosophilidae. The record is from RefSeq and is a predicted model, not a curated record. Gene Ontology annotation, biological process: proteasome-mediated ubiquitin-dependent protein catabolic process. Gene Ontology annotation, cellular component: nucleus; cytoplasm. The transcript is spliced from 3 exons.